Hyposmocoma kahamanoa is the source of this 1966-nucleotide messenger RNA. RefSeq names its product non-specific lipid-transfer protein-like (gene ScpX). Lineage: Eukaryota; Metazoa; Arthropoda; Insecta; Lepidoptera; Cosmopterigidae. Gene Ontology annotation, molecular function: acyltransferase activity, transferring groups other than amino-acyl groups. Bases 141 to 1751 code for a protein of 536 amino acids. The transcript is spliced from 2 exons. The record is from RefSeq and is a predicted model, not a curated record.
UAUGUUCGCAUUAUCUAAUACCAUUAUCUGGAAUCCGUUUGUGUGCUGAUAAGCAACUCCCUGCGUCACUAGCUGAGCUCCUCUCACUUCGCCUCCGUCGUUGCUGCCGUCAAGAGGUAAUUAUCACUUUCACAACCAAAAUGCCUAGAAAAGUGUUCGUUGUCGGGGUCGGUAUGACCAAGUUCAUCAAACCCAACUCUGGCCCGGAUUACCCAGAUUUGGGUAAGGAAGCGGUUUUGCAAGCUCUUGACGACGCCCGUAUUAAAUAUGACGAUGUGCAGCAAGCGGUAUGUGGCUACGUGUUCGGCGACUCGACUGCAGGCCAGCGAGUACUGUACCAGGUCGGUAUGACCGGAAUACCAAUAUACAAUGUAAACAACAACUGUUCCACUGGUUCCACGGCUCUCUUCCUCGCCAAACAACUUGUCGAGGGUGGUAUGGCCGAUGUGGCCUUGGCUGUAGGGUUCGAGAAAAUGUUACCAGGCGCGCUUGGCGGUUCUGCGUACCCCGACAGGACCAACCCAAUGGAUAAACACACACUCAAAAUGGCGGAGAUGGCUGAGAUCACUGCUGCUCCCUUGACACCACAGUACUUUGGUAAUGCUGUGAUGGAGCAUAUGAAAAAGUACGGCACUACUGAGUUGCAUCUAGCAAAGAUUGCUGCUAAGAAUCACAGACACGGCGCCAAGAAUCCACGAGCUCAGGGAAGGAGGGAGUAUACUGUUGAGGAAGUGUUAAACUCUAGAAAGAUUUAUGGGCCACUUACUAAGUUGGAAUGCUGCCCCACAAGUGACGGGGCUGGUGCUGCUGUCCUCAUGUCAGAGGAGGCAGUGAUCCGAUAUGGCCUUCAGGAGAAAGCCGUGGAAAUUAUUGGCAUGGAGAUGGCAACUGACACACCUGCUGUUUUCCAAGAAAACAGCUUGAUGAAGGUUGCAGGUUAUGAUAUGACUGGGCUGGCUGCAAAGAAAUUAUACAAGAAUACUGGUGUUUCACCUAUGCAAGUAGAUGUUGUUGAGUUGCAUGAUUGUUUUGCAGCCAAUGAGCUGAUUACGUAUGAGGGUCUACAGCUGUGUGGGGAGGGCCAGGCGGGCAAGUUCAUUGAUGCUGGAGACAACACAUAUGGUGGUCGAGUUGUGGUCAACCCCAGUGGUGGGUUGAUUGCGAAAGGACAUCCUCUAGGAGCCACUGGUCUAGCUCAAUGUGCAGAGCUGGUGUGGCAACUGCGAGGAGAGGCUGGAGACAGACAGGUACCUCGCGCGAGAAUUGCUCUUCAACACAACUUAGGACUCGGAGGAGCCGCCGUUCUCACAAUGUACCGCAAAGGAUUCCAGAAUUCCUCCCCCAAUCAGGUAGCAGCCAUCGCUAGCGAUCCUAGCGACUUCAAGGUCUUCAAAUAUAUGCAGAUACUCCAGGAAGCCAUGCAGACAGAUGAAGACAACUACAUCGAAAAGGUCAGAGGCAUCUAUGGCUUCAAGGUCAAGAACGGCCCAGGAGGCAGUGAAGGUUACUGGGUUAUCAACGCCAAGGAAGGGAAGGGUAAAAUUACGUACAACGGUAAAGAGAAACCAGACGUUACCUUCACAAUCAGCGACGAAGAUGUUGCUGAUUUGAUUUCUGGAAAACUAAACCCUCAAAAAGCCUUCUUCCAGGGCAAGAUUAAAGUCCAAGGGAAUAUGGGUCUCGCCAUGAAAUUAACAGAUUUGCAGCGUUCUGCAGCUGGAAAAAUCGAAACCAUUCGUUCCAAAUUGUAGUCGGUUCAAAAUUUGUGAUUGUGAGAUUUUACUGGGUAUUAAUGGUUAUGGAUUAAGUUAGGCGUUAAGGUACGGGGCAUUUGUAUUAAGCUGUACUCUUCUCUCUAACCUCUUGACGGAAGCAUUGAUUUAUAUCUGUCACAAAUCUACGUUCUUGGCAUAUACCUAUGGGUGCAAUAAACAUUUUGUUGUAGAUAUUUUAUAUGUACGUAUUU